Messenger RNA from Alosa sapidissima (American shad), 1874 nucleotides. Its product is annotated as tumor necrosis factor ligand superfamily member 14-like. Gene Ontology annotation, molecular function: tumor necrosis factor receptor binding. Lineage: Eukaryota; Metazoa; Chordata; Actinopteri; Clupeiformes; Clupeidae. Gene Ontology annotation, biological process: immune response. The transcript is spliced from 4 exons. The record is from RefSeq and is a predicted model, not a curated record. The coding region runs from base 282 to 983 and encodes 233 amino acids. Gene Ontology annotation, cellular component: membrane.
UCUCAUUCACACUGGUGAGCUUGUGCUUCCUCUUGCUGCCUCUGAAGGGUCUCAUAUGGCGUCAUCACUCAACUAAAGAAGAACUAGGAGAUCUGUAGCGGUUCUUUUUUUCUUUCGAAAAGGUAAUACACAAGAUGUUCGUUGAGGUCCUUGAAUCUUGAGAAGGACAAUGUUUAGGUAACCUCAGAGUGAAUCUUUAAUCGAGUUUAUUGGGCUGUUAGUUAGAUCGAGACAUUGCGUGACAGUGCUUUCAGCAGGAGAUUUUUUGGCGUUCAGUCACCAUGGCAGACUUUGGCUGUGCUUAUCCCCCUCCUCCCAUGGUGGGCACCUACACUUCGCAUCCUCCCUUACCGCCCAGAACGCGGCCUCUGAAGACGAGGAGUAUGGCGUGGCCUGUGCUGGUUGCACUGCUGAUUCUGGCUCUGGGCGGCAUGGCGGUGGAGGCCUGCUUCAUCUACGACCUGUACCAAAAGGUGGACCCGAGUGCAAAAGGAGACGCACCACUGGGUCAUGAAAAGCAAAUUCAAGUCAACAUGAGUUCAGAUUCCAUGAAGAAACCCUCAAAACCAAUGGCACAUCUGAUUGGUGCAAGUAAACCUCGCAAAGAUGGAAUCAUCCUUUGGGAAGUGGAGGAGCGCAUGGAUGUAACCAUCAUGCACAAAAUGAAAUACGACAAUGGGAAGAUCAUUAUUCAGAAAGAGGGCUAUUACGCUAUUUACUCCAAGAUGUAUUUUAAAGAGACACAACAACGCCUGAUCCUACAUGAGGUUGUCAAGACCACACCACGCUACCCAAAAGAAAUAGUUCUCCUACGGUCAAAAAGAUUCCCUCCCAAAGAUACACAUGCAGGUCAUACAAAUAGCUACUUGGGAGGAGUGUUCCAUUUGUUUGAAAAAGAAGCUAUCUUUGUCAAGGUGAAUAAUCGCACGGAGGUCACACUUCUCCAACCAGCAGACAACUACUUUGGCGCUUAUAUGGUGUAGCAAACAAGUCAAAAGACAGCAUCUUGACACACAGUACAUAUGUGUUGGUAUUAGCAUAAAGGCGAUACAUUAAAGAAGAAUAAGAUAUUUCUAAUGUUAAUGUGUGUAUUUUGUUUUAAACAACGUAUAGAAAGUUAAGAGCACUGAACAAUUACUGUUAUUCAAAUUAACUCCUUUUGGUCAAAUACACAUGAUUGAUAUGAUUGUUUUGCACAAUUUAUUUUUAGGAAUAUACAUUGAAUUCAGUUUUUUUACAUCAGAUUUCAAGCACUUUACUUUCAUCUCAAACAAAAUAUCUACUGUGAUCACAGGAUUGCAUAACAACCUGUUGGUAUUCUUGGUAUUUUUUAGUACUUACAAUGUAAUUCAAAUAUGUCAUCUUUGUGAUUUUCAUUUUAUAUGUUGACAAUCCUGCACAUUUGUGGUUUGAUGACUGAAUUUAACAUUCACAUAGCAAUGUGCAGUGUGACUAUGUCGCUGUUAUGUCCUGAUAAGUAAAAUAGGUAUUAUUAUUAUUAUUAUUAUUAUUAUUAUUUAGCUAUUUAUGUGUAUAUAUGCUUUAAUAUUGUCAUAUUUGAUGACUGACCGUCUCAACACACAUUGUAUUAUGUACAGUCAGUCAAGCCAUUGUAAUAAUCCCAAUAUAGUCGCAAAGUGAAAAUGCAAAAUGUAACCUGGACUGUUAUCUCACUUCUGAAAACCUAUUCCAUUGGUUUUUCACACAAUGAAUGUAAUUUAUUGUAAACUGUAUUCAUCAUUCAAAUAGUUGGUUUUGCAAAACGUAUGGUGUCUGUAGUCUGUAGAUGUACCAUCAAUGACUUGCCACAGAGUAACUGUGUUUAUUGAAAGAAAAACAGCAGCUUUCUGACAUGAGUGUCAUAAUAAAACAUU